Molecule: messenger RNA, 1536 nt
Organism: Abrus precatorius (Indian licorice)
Lineage: Eukaryota; Viridiplantae; Streptophyta; Magnoliopsida; Fabales; Fabaceae
Product: sugar transport protein 14-like
Exons: 4
Coding region: 1-1536 (511 amino acids)
Biological process (GO): monosaccharide transmembrane transport
Cellular component (GO): membrane
Molecular function (GO): monosaccharide transmembrane transporter activity
Source: RefSeq, a predicted model, not a curated record
AUGGCAGGUGGAGGAUUUGUUGAUGCAGGAUCUCUCAAGAGAGCUCAUCUCUACGAGUACAAGAUUACUUGGUACUUCAUUUUUUCAUGCAUCGUUGGAGCUCUUGGUGGCUCUCUCUUUGGAUAUGAUCUUGGUGUUUCAGGUGGAGUUACUUCCAUGGAUGAUUUCCUGAAAGAAUUCUUCCCCCAAGUGUAUGAGAGGAAGCAUUCACAUCUGCAGGAAACAAAUUAUUGUAAAUAUGAUGAUCAAAUAUUGACACUUUUUACUUCCUCUCUGUACUUUGCGGCCCUUAUUGCCACUUUCGGUGCUUCUAGCCUAACAAAAAACAAAGGAAGGAGGGCUAGUAUCAUUGUUGGCUCCGUAAGCUUCUUUGUAGGAGCUGUCCUAAAUGCUUUUGCCAAGAACAUUGCAAUGUUGAUCAUUGGGAGAAUCCUUCUUGGCAUAGGCAUUGGAUUUGGUAACCAAGCUGUUCCCUUGUACCUAUCUGAAAUGGCUCCUGCAAAAGUCAGAGGAGCAGUGAACCAACUAUUCCAACUCACAACUUGCUUGGGAAUUUUGGUUGCUAACCUUGUGAAUUAUGGUACCGAGAAACUUCAUCCAUGGGGAUGGAGGUUGUCUCUUGGUUUAGCUACAGUUCCUGCAAUUGUCAUGUUUUUGGGUGGUUUGUUGUGUCCUGAGACACCUAACAGUCUUGUGGAACAAGGCAAAUUGGAGGAGGGAAGAAGGGUUUUGGAGAGAGUUAGGGGUACCCCCAAUGUUGAUGCUGAAUUUGAAGAUCUUGUUAAUGCUAGCAAAGAAGCACAGGCCAUCAAGAACCCAUUCCAAAACCUCCUUCUAAGAAAGAACAGACCCCAAUUAAUAAUUGGUGCCGUGGCUAUUCCUGCAUUCCAACAGCUAACUGGCAACAACUCCAUCCUCUUCUAUGCUCCUGUCAUUUUCCAGACUGUAGGCUUUGGCUCUGGGGCAGCUCUAUAUUCAUCUGUUAUUACUAGUGUGGCACUUGUUAUUGCCACCUUGAUCUCAAUGUUCUAUGUUGACAAGUUUGGUAGGAGAGUUUUCUUUUUGGAAUCUGGCGCUCAAAUGUUUUGCUGCAUGGUUGCCACAGCAAUUGUUUUGGCUCUUUGUUUUGGCAAAGGCAAAGAAUUGUCAUUUGGGGUUGGUAUCUUUUUGGUUAUUGUGAUUUUCUUGUUUGUGUUGGCAUAUGGAAGAUCUUGGGGUCCCUUGGGAUGGUUGGUUCCCAGUGAGCUUUUCCCAUUAGAGAUAAGGUCAGCUGCACAAAGUGUUGUGGUGUGUGUUAACAUGGCCUUCACUGCAAUUGUGGCACAAUUCUUCCUCGUAUCACUUUGCCACCUUAAAUAUGGAAUCUUCUUGCUGUUUGGGGGCUUGGUGUUCCUUAUGAGCUGCUUUGUCUUCUUCUUCUUGCCGGAAACCAAACAAGUUCCAAUUGAGGAGAUUCACUUGUUGUUUGAGAAGCACUGGUUCUGGAAGAAAAUUGUUGGAGAUGCAAAUCAAGAGAAUUCAGUUGGCCAUUUAUAA